CGGAGGUUUGGGAGACUCCGGGCCGCUCGGCAGCCGGCGGGCCACCCGGGCCUCCGCGGAGACGAUGGCGAAGGGAGAAGUUCUCCGCGUUAGGAUUCAUCCACGUUCAAGAUACUGCCUAAAAAAUAGCCUCAGAAACAGGGUCAUCUGUAGAACUCCGCCAAAGGAAAAAGCACAAGACUUCAGGAAGCCAGGAAGCCAGAGCAGAGAAGACCAGAAGCCCCGCAGUUUCUGAAAGACUUUCAAAAUAUUUAUCCUUUCAGCGCGUUGCCAAGGUGUUUAUUGGCUGUAUCGCAGCCGUCGUCAGUGGCGUGAUGCAUGUUUUCUACUUAUCAGCGUACCACGAGCGGAAAUUCUGGUUUUCCAACAGGCAGGAACUUGAACGGGAAAUCACAUUUCAGGGUGACAGUGCUAUUUAUUACUCCUAUUACAAAGACAUGUUAAAGGCGCCAUCGUUUGAAAGAGGUGUUUACGAGCUGACGCACAACAACAAGACCGUCUCCCUGAGGACAAUCAACGCGGUGCAGCAGCUGUCUCUGUACCCGGAGCUCGUUGCCAGUGUUCUCUACCGAGCAACAGGGAGCCAUGAGAUGAUUGAACCAGUCUAUUUCUACAUUGGCAUUGUCUUUGGAUUACAAGGAAUAUAUGUGACAGCUUUAUUUGUCACAAGUUGGCUUAUGAGUGGCACGUGGCUCGCAGGAAUGCUUACCGUUGCGUGGUUCCUAAUUAAUAGGGCAGAUACAACAAGAAUUGAGUACUCCAUUCCUUUAAGAGAAAACUGGGCUCUACCAUAUUUUGCGUGCCAAGUUGCUGCGCUUACAGGCUAUUUAAAAAGAAAUCUAAACACUUACGCAGAGAGGUUUUGCUACCUGUUGAUGAGCGCCUCAACAUACACUUUCAUGAUGGUGUGGGAGUACAGCCACUACGUCUUGUUUCUUCAAGCAGUCUCCCUCCUGCUGCUGGACGUCUUCUCGGAGGAACAGAGUGACAAGAUUUACGAGGUGUAUAAAAUCUACAUAUUUUCCCUUUUCCUUGGAUAUUUACUACAGUUUGAGAAUCCAGCUUUAUUGGUGUCUCCUUUAUUGAGUUUAGUAGGAGCGUUAAUGCUAAUUAAGUGCCUUCAGCUGAAUGGGAAAAAAGGAACUUUUGUGGCUAAAGUAAUCAAAGUGUUUAAGUUUUAUUUGGUAUGUACUCUGCCGCUGACCUUGAAUUUGAUAAUGAAGACAUUUGUCCAACACAAAGAAAAUGAGCAUGUGCUAAAAUUUCUUGAAGUAAAAUUUGGACUAAAUGUGACUAAGAAUUUUACACUGAACUGGCUGCUCUGUCAGGAGUCUCUCCAGGCACCGUCUCAGGAUUUCUUUUUACGAUUGACACAAUCUUCCCUAUUACCAUUCUAUAUUUUAGUGUUGAUUAUUUGUCUUCUUUCUAUGACUCAAGUUAUUUUUAGGAGGAUGAAUGGUAAAUCCAAGAAAGAAAUUGUAACUCUUGAAGACGGGAGAAUUGGAGAAAGGCCAGAAAUCAUUUACCAUGUCCUUCAUACUCUUGUCCUGGGUUCCCUCGCCAUGCUGAUGGAAGGCCUGAAAUUCCUCUGGACCCCAUACGUGUGCAUGAUGGCAGCGUUUGGCGUCUGCUCCCCUGAGCUGUGGAUGACACUCUUAAAGUGGCUUCGGCUGAGGACUGUGCACCCUAUCCUGCUGGCUCUUAUUCUGAGCAUGGCUGUGCCCACUAUUAUAGGUCUUAGUUUAUGGAAAGAGUUUUUCCCGAGAUUAAUUACAGAAUUAACAGAACUGCAGGAAUUCUAUGAUCCAGAUACAGUGGAGCUCAUGACCUGGAUAAAGAGGCAAGCUCCAGUUGCAGCCGUGUUUGCGGGAAGCCCACAGUUAAUGGGUGUGAUCAAGCUGUGUACCGGCUGGAUGGUGACGAGCUUGCCACUUUAUAGCGAUGAUGAUCUUCUCAAGAGAAACGAAAAUAUUUACCAGAUCUAUUCAAAGCGAUCUGCUGAGGACAUUUAUAAGAUACUAACAUCUUACAAAGCUAACUACCUAAUUGUGGAAGACGCCAUCUGCAAUGAGAUGGGAACCAUGAGGGGCUGCAGGGUUAAAGAUUUAUUAGAUGUUGCAAAUGGACAUGUGCUUUGUGAAGAAGACAACAAAUUAACCUUUUCAAAGUACGGACGGUUUUGUCAUGAGGUCAAGAUUAACUAUUCUCCAUAUGUGAACUACUUCACUCGUGUGUACUGGAAUAGGUCCUACUUCGUGUAUAAGGUCAACACUGUGAUCUCCUUCCAGUCUUGAGAAGAACAGAGCCUUUGCUUCAGAGACUGCUACUUGAAGUCACAUGCAGGGUUCUGGACCUGCAAGGUGUCCUGCAGGGGGUGUGGAUGUCUGAACUGCUGCUGCUCCUCCCACACCUGCUGCUGAUUCCUGGGUUUACGGUUUUGUUGGAAGUAGAUCAGAUGUCGCUGUCUUAGUAAAAUGUCAGAUCCACCAUGCUUUCUUCCUUAGUUCAUGAUUGAAGAUUUCCUAUUGCAUCAUCUCCUCAUGAAUCUUAUCUAUCAUAAUAUUGAUCUUUAAUUUGGAUAUUUUUCAAGGUCAGUGUUUACUUCAAAAGCAUAAUUUUUAAUAAGUACUUAGUGUGAUUUAGUUCUAUAGUAGAAGAGGAAAUUCACAAAGCAAGUUUGUAACAGAUGUGAAUUUUUUACAAUUAAAAAUAAUUUAAAUGUUAGUUAAAAUAGGUGACAUUUAAAUUAGAAGAGAAAUAACAUAAAGGAAAGUGAUUCUUUUUAUGAUAUUGUUCCUGUCAUCUGCUGCUCGAGUGAUCUAGCAUAUUCUUAGCAACACAUAGGAUGAAUUAGUACUUGGAUUAUUUCAUGGCUAUUAAGUGAUUGCCUUUCUCACUUAUGCCCAUUAAAUGCCUAACAAUUUAAUCAUGCUAAAACAACAACUUGUGUGUGUGUGUGUGUGUGUAUGGACACAAAUAUGUACACACAUGUACAUACGUAUGUAUGGACAUUUCAGAGAAUUUUAGGGUUUUGUGGAUGUGGAGUAUACAGUCUAAUCACUGUUUUCUUGGACGUAUUAAGUGAAAAUAAUGAGCACUGACACAGUGAUGGCAAUGACACUGCCAUGGGCACCGUUCUCUGGAGGUGGUGCAGAUUUAAACACGCCUGUAUAGAGGUGUAUUGCUUAUAAAGUAUAGCCAACGAAGUGAUGUUAUUUAUGAAACAUCUUAUGUUUAACAGUAAGAGCAAAGUGAGGAUUAAAUAAAAUUUUCACCAUUUCACAUUAUAAAUGCUAUAUUUCUUUGUGUAUUUGCACUUUUUUAUCAUUAAAUUCUAAGCCAGGGCAGUGACUCGCACCAUUAAUCCCAGCAUUUGGGAAACAGAGGCAGGCAGCUCUCUCUGAGUUCCACGACAGCCAGAGAUACAGAGUGGAACCCUGUUUCAGGGAGGAAAAGAAAAGAAAAAAAUUGUAAAUUAAUUUGGCCUUUUAAAGAGAUUGAGGGUGGGUGAAGCCUGUAGAGAAACGGUUUGACUGAAAUGAGUAUUUGAUUUUAUGUUAGACAGUUGUUGAGUUCUCUACCUUAUUUGUUAGCGUGCUGUGAAGUUACAUUUUCAGAACUCUAAAUUAGUACAUUAGGAGGAAAAUAAUCUCUUUUCUUUCUGUAAUAGAUAUGUACAGAAAUAUUUUUCUUUUUCAGGGAUGUGUACUUAGAGUAACUUUAAGAUACUUUAUCAUUGUGGACCAUACCUUCUGGUCUAGCGUCUCAGGCUGACUCUGAGCACCUUGGUAGUCAGUAGUGGUUAGCAUCAGGCUUUGUGAAAAAUGACCAGGGCUCAAGUACACAAUGAGUAGCCAUUUGGUCAUACUUAGGAUCAAAUCAUGCAGAAGCCGGGCGUUGGUGGCGCACGCCUUUAACGAGCACUCGGGAGGCAGAGGCAGGCCUCUGUGAGUUUGAAGCCACCCUGGUCUACAAUAGCUAGUUCUAGGACAGGCUCCAAAACUACAGCAAAACCCUGCCUUGAAAAACCAAAAAACAAACAAACAACAACAACAAAGCAAAACAACACCAUGCAGAAGCAGCUUAUAUACUGUAAAGUACAAACCCUGUUUCCCUUGUAAUACGAAAUAUUCAAUUGAAUUUUUACUGAUAUGGUAACGUGUGGGGUUUUAGUUUCUUUUUUUCCUGAAAUAAUAAUUUGCUUUGCUCCUGUCAAUAUAUUUCUUAAAUAAACACAGAAUUUCUUAAUUAAAAGUUUAUAGUUAGUCCCAGGCAAGGUGGUAUACUCUUUAUCCCCAGCUCUCAGGAGGCAGAGGCAGGUGGAUCUCUGGGUUCCGGGCCAGCCUGUCUACAGAGAGAGUUCCUGGACAGCCACGGCUGUAGAGUGAGGCUCUCAGAAAACCAAAACAAAAAAAAGUUAAAGAGUUUAUAAUUAAAUUUUCACUUGGAAUCAACUGAACCAGACGUAAGCUUUAUUGUGGCGGGUACACUGGCUGUGUCGGUAGGUCAGCGGCAGAGGCUCGAGUAGCGUACUCAAGGCCCUGAGUUCAGUCCCCGGCACUACCAGAAAAAAGACAAAAAUGAAGGAAAGAGAAGAAUAAAAUGAUAAUGGUAGGUGUGAGAGAUAAGUUGAUUUACUUCUAUCUUAAUUGUCGCCAACACUAGAACAUAUUAAAUGCUGAAAGCACUUAACUUUUUACUUAGUAACGUAUAGAACAAGUGAAAAAAUCUGCAAGUAGUAAUAACAUGGUGCCUCGCAGCCGUCAGGUUCAGCGGUGGAGCUGCGUCGGAGCAGCAGAGCUUGUGGGGUUGGGGUAGGAAGGAGUUCCUCAAAGAAACAUAAAACAGUUUGCUCUUAGUAUAACUAACCCAUUGAAAUAAGUGCCUUAUGGUCUUUAUUUCUAAAUUCGUUUGAUAUUUCAUAUCGUAUCAGCCACUUUCUUUCCCAUAAGAAAGAUUGGUAACUUUUGUGCAUUGGUGAAAUAGAGAAGGGCUGAGGAGGAAGCCCUGCCUGCAGUAGAGCGCUUCCUGAGAUUAACCCCACUGUGCACCGCCACCAUCAGCUUCAGUAGUGAGCACAUCUGUGUCUCCUCACUAAGUCAUCCAGCCUCUCGGGUGCCAAGUAGUCCACAAAGAGAGACUGAGCUGGUAAGGGAUGUGAUAGGACUCUGUGAGUUUAGUACUGUUCUUAUGACUUGGCAUCUGCAUCAUGGUGUUGGGCAUUAUACUGGCAGAGUCGUACAGUCUGUGUGUAUGUCCUGUACUUCAGCACUAACUCAGCACACACAGGCACACACAUGCGCACAGUCACACACGUGCGCACAGGCAAAAAUGUGCACACAGGCUUUUCUUUCCCUGAUUGUAACCCAGAUUGCCAGUCGCCUCACUGUUCUGACUCUCCCAUACCAGCCAGAUUCAGUCAACAAAGAAUGGAGAAAAAGAAGUGGAAGUGUUAACCAUUUAGGCUGAAAAAUAUGCCUCAAACAGAUUAUUAAUUUCUUGUAUAACUCUGUUACUAAAUUAGUUUUGAGAAAUCUUUGGGGCCUCUUAUUUUUGAACUGGUAAUACAUUUUGAUGCCUCUUUUUGUAUAAAAGUAGUAUUUUUUUUCAGUUGGUGGAGUUUUUAACAGUUAUGUAAAUCAAUCUUUUGGCAAAUUUAUUUUUAAUGCAUGAAUGUUUCAAGGACAUGUGCUGCUAAUUCUGUAUAUUUAGGAACCUUUUUUUAAGCUAAUAAUUACUUUCUAAUUUAUAUCAGUAUAUCCUUUCUUCGUUUAUCCCUCUUUUAACAUUUCUAGUCUUGCUGUGUUUGGUGGUGCACACCUGUGAUCACAGCACUUGGGAGAUAGAGACAGAAGGGUCAAGUGUUCAAAGUCAUCCCCAGCUACAUAAAUGAGUUUGAGGCCAACCUGGGUUGCAUGAGCCCCUCUGUAAAGAAAAAAAAUUCAAAAAUUAAAUGCAGAAUCUCUAUUGUUGUCAUUUGCUAAUAGCAUUUAGACUCAAUAUGUAUUAGAAUUCUGGCUCUGGUCUGGUGGGAUGACACUCAACAUUUAAUCACAGCACUCGGGAGGCAGAGGCAGGAGGAUCUCUGAGUUGGCGGCCAGCCUGGUCUACAGAGCUAGUUCCAGGACAGCCAAGGCUAUACAGAGAAACCCUGUUUCCAAAAAUCAAAAACAAAAAAGAAUUCUGACUCUGUAAAUUACAAGAAAAAUCAAACAAGUUCUUACUUAAAUUACUGAGUUUUUUUAAUGUAUAAGGUUAAUGCUUUAAAUAAGAUUAGAUGCAAUGUUACAAAGGAAUAUAUAUGAUACUUUAUUUUCUAAAUAAUAAAGUUGCUUUUGUAAUAAAAUGUACAUGUCAGAGCCAAAUGUGUUGAAUUUAGUAUAAAGGUUUCAUUGCAUUUGUUUCUGCUUCUGUCUCCUAGAAUUAUAAUCUUGACAUGUAGAAUACUGUGUGCAAUUCUAUGAGAAAUAGACUUUACUUGUGAUUGUUAUCUAUAUUUUGUGAAAUGAUGACAUAACAUAAACCUUCAGUAUCUAAUAUAAUACCCGUCUCUGUUUUAAGCCAAUGCCUCCUACAGCUGUUAACAGCAAAUAGAGGUGUGGGUGGUCUCUGAGUCCGUCUACAGUGUGUGUAUGUAGAGUAACUGUGUUCUUCCUGCAACUAAGUUACGUUGCCAAAAAAGUGUAAAAUGUCAGUAAAUACAAAUGCUUUAAAAGAGUUUCCUAGAAAUAGUUUUAUUCCAGAUUUUGUAGCAUUAAUAUCCUUUUAUCAAUAAUGAAGUUCUUUUGUGCUCAUUUACCCUCAUUUUGUCUUCUUAAUAAAACUUCUCAGAAUUUUAA
This is a messenger RNA of Arvicola amphibius (Eurasian water vole), 6839 nucleotides long. It is a transcript of the gene Dpy19l4, whose product is annotated as dpy-19 like 4. Gene Ontology annotation, molecular function: mannosyltransferase activity. The transcript has 20 exons. Gene Ontology annotation, cellular component: nuclear inner membrane. NCBI's taxonomy places the organism in Eukaryota, Metazoa, Chordata, Mammalia, Rodentia, Cricetidae. The record is from RefSeq and is a predicted model, not a curated record. Bases 315 to 2294 code for a protein of 659 amino acids.